AUGAAAGCAAUCGUGUUGGCUGUACUCUUUAUACAACUAAGUGGGAAUGUGAAAAAUUCUAUCGGCUAUAUUGUAGGGGCUGGAUUUAACGUCCGCUUCGCUCAAUUACUCUACACGGAUACAAAAUACCAAGUCCUUCGAGAAGAGAUGAUUAAAACAAACACAAACAACCUGGUGUACCACUGUCGGGCUGACAAAAGUGACUGCGAUGCCGCCCUCGCAAAAAUGCGAUACAAAGCCAGCAAACACUUCUAUGCUCUGUCCAAGGCUGUGGUAGACUACGUGAAGAAUAAACGUCAAGCAAGACCUACAGGAUAUGUUGGUACAGCAACAUUCUGUCAGGAUAAUGUGUGUGUGCCAGACACGGAUCCACCAAUAGUGUAUGGUGGGUGUUACACCCUUAUCUCUUGCGGUGGUAACCAGACUUGGCAUCUCGAUCCAGUGGUCUAUAAGCGAAAGAGGGGGCGAAUGUAUUAA
This is a messenger RNA of Pieris macdunnoughi, 477 nucleotides long. The record is from the annotation of a GenBank genome assembly. NCBI's taxonomy places the organism in Eukaryota, Metazoa, Arthropoda, Insecta, Lepidoptera, Pieridae.